This is a messenger RNA of Mus musculus (house mouse), 4141 nucleotides long. RefSeq names its product calcium/calmodulin-dependent protein kinase II gamma (gene Camk2g). Gene Ontology annotation, biological process: regulation of protein localization to plasma membrane; response to hypoxia; regulation of postsynaptic membrane neurotransmitter receptor levels. The record is from RefSeq and is a predicted model, not a curated record. The coding region runs from base 1051 to 2151 and encodes 366 amino acids. The transcript is spliced from 22 exons. NCBI's taxonomy places the organism in Eukaryota, Metazoa, Chordata, Mammalia, Rodentia, Muridae. Gene Ontology annotation, molecular function: calcium/calmodulin-dependent protein kinase activity; protein kinase activity; ATP binding. Gene Ontology annotation, cellular component: postsynaptic cytosol; organelle; glutamatergic synapse.
CCCAGCCUUGCUGCUGGGCAGUGCUGCGGCACCCCCGGCCCCUCCCCCCAUCCCUGCAGUGGUCCCAGGAGCCGUGCGCCGCAGCCGCAGCAUCCCCCUCCCCUCCGCACUGAGCUGGCCGCCGCCGCAGCCCGGGUCCCCGCCACCCCCACCCGCGGUGCAGAGCCUGGCCACUGCAGCCCCCGCUCUGCCCGCCCCCCUAGAUAUUUCCAGAGCCCGAGAUCGCAGCCCAUUUGGCGGGUCACGUACAGGAAAAUAGCACGGGGAAGGGGAGUUACUGCUGUCACAAUCAGAGCUGUCUUUCCUCUGUUUCCCUGCUGUCAGUUGAGCGGGGAUGCUGUGGGUUUAAGCCAGUUGAGCGGAUCUUGAGCGUCACUUUCUCCCAGGCUUAAGGGAAAUUUCUCAGGAAACCAUACCUUCUGUUUAAUCCCUCCUUUUCCCUACUUUCAAUUAUUUCUGCUGAGAGGAGGAACAAGGUCUCCCUGUUCUUCUCUCUCCUGGUUGCCUUUGCUGGGACCACAAGGCAAUCAGUGAGAUGCAGCAGGGGUGCCUUCUCAGUGGUCCGGAGGUGUGUAAAGAAAACAUCUACGCAGGAAUAUGCUGCAAAAAUCAUCAAUACCAAGAAGUUGUCCGCCCGAGAUCAUCAGAAACUAGAACGAGAGGCCCGGAUAUGCCGACUUCUGAAACAUCCAAACAUUGUGCGUCUCCAUGACAGUAUUUCUGAAGAAGGGUUUCACUACCUCGUGUUUGACCUUGUUACCGGAGGGGAGUUGUUUGAAGACAUUGUGGCCAGAGAGUACUACAGUGAAGCUGAUGCCAGCCACUGUAUACAUCAGAUCCUGGAGAGUGUUAACCACAUCCACCAGCAUGACAUCGUCCACCGGGAUCUGAAGCCUGAGAACUUGCUGCUGGCGAGUAAAUGCAAGGGUGCUGCGGUCAAGCUAGCUGAUUUUGGCCUGGCCAUCGAAGUACAGGGAGAGCAGCAGGCUUGGUUUGGUUUUGCCGGCACCCCAGGUUACUUGUCCCCUGAGGUCUUGAGGAAAGAUCCCUAUGGAAAACCUGUGGACAUCUGGGCCUGCGUUCCCAUCACCAGAAUGGGACACAGUCACUCCUGAAGCUAAGAACUUGAUCAACCAGAUGCUGACCAUAAACCCUGCAAAGCGCAUCACGGCCGACCAGGCUCUCAAGCACCCAUGGGUCUGUCAACGGUCUACGGUGGCAUCCAUGAUGCAUCGCCAAGAGACGGUAGAGUGCUUACGCAAAUUCAACGCCCGGAGAAAACUGAAGGGUGCCAUCCUCACAACCAUGCUUGUCUCCAGGAACUUUUCAGUUGGCAGGCAGAGCUCCGCCCCCGCCUCGCCUGCCGCGAGCGCCGCCGGCCUGGCCGGGCAAGCUGCCAAAAGCCUAUUGAACAAGAAGUCAGAUGGCGGUGUCAAGAAAAGGAAGUCGAGUUCCAGCGUGCACCUAAUGCCACAGAGCAACAACAAAAACAGUCUCGUAAGCCCAGCCCAAGAGCCUGCGCCCUUGCAGACGGCCAUGGAACCACAAACCACCGUGGUACAUAAUGCUACAGAUGGGAUCAAGGGCUCCACAGAGAGCUGUAACACCACUACAGAAGACGAAGAUCUCAAAGCUGCCCCACUCCGCACUGGGAAUGGCAGCUUGGUGCCUGAAGGACGGAGCCCCCGGGACAGAACAGCCCCCUCUGCAGGCAUGCAGCCCCAGCCUUCUCUCUGCUCCUCAGCCAUGAGAAAACAAGAAAUCAUUAAGAUCACAGAACAACUGAUCGAAGCCAUCAACAAUGGGGACUUUGAGGCCUACACGAAGAUUUGUGACCCGGGCCUCACAUCCUUUGAGCCAGAAGCCCUUGGUAACCUCGUGGAAGGAAUGGAUUUCCAUAAGUUUUACUUUGAGAAUCUCCUGUCCAAGAACAGCAAGCCUAUCCACACCACCAUCCUAAACCCUCACGUCCACGUGAUUGGGGAGGACGCAGCUUGCAUCGCCUAUAUCCGGCUCACUCAGUACAUCGACGGGCAGGGUCGGCCUCGCACCAGUCAGUCAGAGGAGACCCGGGUGUGGCACCGCCGGGAUGGCAAGUGGCUCAAUGUCCACUAUCACUGCUCAGGGGCCCCUGCCGCACCGCUACAGUGAGCUCAGCCACAGGGGCAUUAGGAGACUCCAGCUGGAGGUUGAACCUUCGCAGCCAGUGACUCUGGAGGGCCUGAGUGACAGCGGCGGUCCUGUUCGUUUGAGGUUUAAAACAAUUCAAUUACAAAGCGGCAGCAGCCAAUGCACGCCCCUGCAUGCAGCCCUCCCGCCCGCCCUUCGUGUCUGUCUCUGCUGUACCGAGGUGUUUUUUACAUUUAAGAAAAAAAAAAAAAGAAAAUAAGAUUGUUUAAAAAAACGGAAUUCAUACCAUGAUGCGUUUUAAAACAACUGAUAGCCCUUGGCUUGCAAGGAGACAGGAGUUUGUGUGAUGCUCAUCCAGGCAUGAACAGUGGGCUCACCCACCAGUAUUGAAGAGGUGAGCUUGGCCUCAGGCCCCCAUGGAUUCAGGGGGACCAGGCAAGGACUCUUGACAGAGCUUUGGUCAUGGACAAAGCCAUGGUGUGGUUGCAGCCCCAGAGGUGGCCUGAUCACCCCAGUUCUAGGAGUGGACUUCGUCAGACCAUGCAUUGACACCUAGUAUGAGAAAGACGCAAACACCGUGGCCGCUGGACCUACAUUGGAGAGAAUGCAGCACUGCCAGCCUGCUGUGUGUGGAGGCAGCUGUGAGGCGUGGCCUCAGGACUGAAAGCCUGGACUUUGCUGUACCGGUCCAGUUAGCGUAGACAGGAAGAGAAUUGGUGCUGCAGAAGUGUGUCCGCCAAUGAGAAACCUCGAGUUCGUCUGACAUGCACUUAACUCAUCCAUUUCUAGAGGAUGCACAAUGCACGUGGGCCUGAGACUGAGGCCCGAUUUCUGCUGGUGGAAAGGGGGAGGGAUUGCUACUUUGUUUCCUGUUGGUUUUCCUGACAUAACAAGGAGAGAUCCAGAAGUCGUUGGCCAGGGCUCCUUUUGCCACUUUUGGCAGUUGUUUGUGUGCUGAUCUGGACCAUCUUUGUCUUGUAUUUUCAUGGUGGUGGUCCCCAUGCUGACCCUCAUCUAGGCCUGGGCCCUCUGCCAAGUGCCCCUGUGGGAUGGGAGGAGUGAGGCAGUGGGUAAGAGUUGGUGGUUGUUUCUAUGCAUUCUGGCUGCCCUCUGGGCUGCCUCCCUUCUUCCCAUGCUGCACGCCCAACUCUUUCCCUGGGUUUGAGAUCGAACUGACUGCUUGGGUGAGAAGUGUCCUCUUUAAAGAGGCUCUUUAUUGACCAACCGAAGUAUAGACUUUUCUGCUGGACAAUCUGCAUGGGCAUCACCCCCUCGCCUGCAUGUACCCACAAAGGGGUCCAGAGCCAAGGCUCCUGCAUUCAUUGUCCCUCUCUGUGCUCAAGGAGGUCCAUUCCAGGAAGAAAAGGUCUGUACCUUAGGCAGAUAACAGAGAAGAUAAUGGAAGAGGCAAUUGGUCAUAGUCUUGGUUCCCUCCCACCAAACAACUGCACAUUAUCUGCAUUGGGGGGGGGGGUAGAUUUCAGCUCCUUGGGUGACCUUCAGGAGGCACAGGAGCUGGGAAAAGAGAACUACAGAGUAUGGAGCCAGCUGAGAAGAGAACAAACGCAUGGGUGCUGGUGCUUGAAUUUAGCCAGGCUCCUCAAGCACUUGUGCAUGCCUCAGACCCUGGACCCUAGACCCUUCCUGCCCUGCAGCCUGCAGUGCCAGCCAACAGAUACCUUCAUCACAGGGUUUGGUUUUGCUGGCUUGAAGACAACAAAUGGUCUUAGAGCUCUUUGAGACCCAUAGCUUCAUGUGGCUGCUCCAGCCCCACUUCUUAGCGUUCUUACUCCACUUCUGGGGCUAAUGUCAGCAUCUAUAGACUAUUAAUAGACUAUUUAAAAAACAAACCACCUUUUAAACAGGAAAUGGAAGGCAUUUGAUGCAGAACUUUUGCAUGAUGACAUAGAAAUAAUUUAAAAUAGUGUUUGUUCUGAAUGUUGGUAGUCCCUUCAUAGCUUUGUUACAAUGAAACCUUGAAGAUAUUUAAUAAAAUAACCUUUAAACAGUC